UCUUCUCGUUGUAUUGCACUUCUCCCUACAAGCUCCGCUCUCAUGUCAUAGAUCCGGUGUAUAAAGGGGCCCCCAGGCUGAGCGCACAGAUUUCGCCUCCUUCAACUGAAGGAGCUGCUGAACCUGAGGGGGCAGAGGGGGGAGAAGACUGGAGCUUGGAGUGUCUCCAAAUGACCCACUCUGAAGACUUAUCAGAUCAUUUAUUUCCAUCACCUUGGAGGGAGACAUUCAACAUCUCCAGAACUGGUGUGUGUGAAGAUCAACCGCUGUCCAUGAUGGACUUUGGAGACAGUUUGGUGGAAGGUGAUGAAGCUGAACAAGACUUUAGAGAACUGUCUAUGGAGCUUACAGAAACCGAUGAGUUUUGUUUAAAAGAAUCUAUUCCUGAGCAAACGUCAGUCCAACAAAGAGCCAGGAGGCACGAGGACCAAGUGUCUCAUCGACUUUAUAAAUUCCUGUAUGGAGAAAAUGCUGAGGCAGCARUUUUAUGCAGUGAAGGUGUGUCCACAUUACCUGUGUGCUCACCCUCUGAUGACAUCAUUCAGAUGGUCAGGAGAGGUGGGCUUCAGGAAGAUGUCCCUGAUCAUGCCCAGACCUUAAGUUCAGAUGAUCCUGAACCCCUUCAUGACACUAAUCCAACCAUAAAUGUAGAUUCAGCUGAUUAUUUUGAUGCCAACUKUAAAAAUCCACUUUUAUUGGUUCAAAAGGAUGAAAUAAUUACCUCAGAUACCUUUUCUACCAAACAUAAAGCWGUUGAAUUUGAAGCAGUAUUAGAGGGUUUGACUUGUGCUGAUACGGUAACAUUACUGACAGAGAGCAGAGCCUCCUCUCCUGAGUCUGUGUCAUCAAUGAAUGAGCUGAAUUUUCUUGCACCUGAUUCUCCAGUACCACAGUUUAGGCCAUUGUCCCCCCUCCCUCCACCUGUUCUUCCAUGGGAACCUGAACACGAGGGGCCGGAAACUCAGACCCAGCAGCUCCUGAGAGCUCCAGGGGGGAGUACUUUUCCAUGUGCAUCAGAAGCAGAAGAAAGGCCUUUAACACCAAUGGUUUCAAACAGAAGACCCUUUGGCAGGCCCGUAUCACCAGGCAGUGACUGCUGUGAUGAGGGGUCCAUUUCACCUCAGUCCUUCAGUUUGGACCUAGAAGACAGAGCCUCGUCRCCUGAGUCUGUUAUUUUAGAAACACUGAGUUGGUUUUAUACAACUGAUCCGUGUGUCGCUCCUGGUUUUGACGAGAUCAGGACAUCGUCUCCUGAAUCCACAAAGUCCAUCACCCCAUUCUGUCAGCUUCCGCCUGACUCACCGGUCCAAGAUUUUAGAAGGUUUGCUCCUGACCCUGUCACCUGUGGGUUCAGACCAUCCUCACCUGAGUCUGCCUGUUCUGAUUUAGAUUAUGGCUCUCUGACUCCCUCAUUGUUUAAUCAUGAAAACAGAGCUCUCUCACCUUCUUCUGUUCCAUCAGGGGAUGAAUCUGAUUUGGUUUUAUCUGUUAGGAGAUAUUCAGCUAGCUCCACAGAAUCUGUUCGAUUUACAAAGGUAGCAUUGGAUUCUGGUGAUGACAGAGAAACAUCAAAAAAA
Messenger RNA from Austrofundulus limnaeus, 1577 nucleotides. RefSeq lists its product as uncharacterized. Lineage: Eukaryota; Metazoa; Chordata; Actinopteri; Cyprinodontiformes; Rivulidae. The record is from RefSeq and is a predicted model, not a curated record.